AUGAACGUACACAGAUAACUCAGAGAGGGGCAGAAGAGUGAGAGAGGAGCAAUUAUUUGCGAUCUUUCUGAACAACACGGAUGAAAAAUUAGCUUUUGCCACGGCACUAACUCAUAAGUAAAUGACACAAGACAGGAUAACGAUAAAUCUUAGGUGCAUUAAACGAGUUUACAGUUGUCUUUGUAGCGGUUUACGAGAUUCAGCCAUAUAAUGCUGCCUUGGAAGAAGAACAAAUUCGACCUGAUUGAGGAAGAUAAGCAGUCGAAGCAAAAGGGCUAUGCCGUGAGUCUGAACUAUUCUGCUCUUACGUCCUUCGCCAAAUCCUGCCCGGAGAGUGCACUGAACAGAGUUGGGAGCAUGUUCAAAUCAAAGAGGAAAAAAGUUAAAAUUACUAGCGAGGACCCCACUUACACUGUGCUUUAUUUGGGGAACGCCACCACCAUACAGUCGAAAGGAGAUGGGUGCACAGAUGUGGCAGUCGGCAAGAUCUGGACCAAAAGCGAGAUGGGCAAAAACGGUACCAAGAUGAAGCUCACCAUCAGCUCGCAAGGCAUCCGAAUGGUGCAUGUGGACGACAAGGCAAGGAGACCGGGACACUUGUAUUUGCUGCACCGGAUAACCUACUGUGUGGCCGACCCUAGGCUACCCAAGAUUUUCGCUUGGAUCUAUAGGCACGAAAUGAAACACAAAGCGGUGAUGCUCAGGUGCCACGCAGUGCUGGUCUCCAAGCCCGAAAAGGCGAAAGCGAUGGCGCUUUUGCUGUACCAGACCUCGGCGACAGCGCUGGCCGAGUUCAAAAGGCUGAAGCGACGGGACGAUGCGCGACACCAGCAGCAGCAGCUCAUAGGCGAGCAAACGAUUCCUUUGGUGCCUCUGAGAAAGCUCUUGAACGGACAGUGUUAUUACAAGCCCCCGGUGGAGCGCAGUCGGAGCGCACCGAAGCUGGGGUCCAUCACGGAGGACCUGUUGGGGGAGGAAGAAGAGGAGAAAGCCAUGCACUUCGAGUGCGAGGACAUUCUCGACACGGACGACGAUUGCUUGGGCAGCGGCAAACAAGAACUUUCCCAAAUUAUCAACGACCUUGGGGAAAUGUGCAUCGGAAACGAUGUUCAGACCCUGAAAGCCGACCUGCGGGUGACUAGGUUGCUCUCCGGCGAAAGCACGGGGAGCGAGUCUUCGAUAGAAAGUAACCAAGAACCCAACUCUAUUUCCAACGGCUUCGAGGAAGUCAAAGCGCAGGAGAUUGGGUGACUGACUCUUAUUCCUUUUCCUAACUAACAGAAGUGUCUCCACUACAGACCAUUAUAUUUUAUUUUGCUUCUGUGCUGUCCUUCAAACAGGGGUAUACCUGUAGCAUUGUGCCUCUUCAUCCAGUCGACUUGAAAGGAUAGUUGAAAGAAAAAACGAAAGGUAUGUGUAAUGAUUUGCACGAAACACUACAGCAAUGCGUGAGACCGAUUAAAAGAAAUCGGUAUGGUAUGGGCUCGUAAGAGACUUUAGAAGCUUAAACCUUACAGAUGACACGAAGCGCGGACCCAUGUUGUUCUGGGUAAUUUUGUAAACAUUACUCCGGUCUCUGUUCGCUGCAAGAUGGAUUGUAUUUGAUCUGUAUCUGUUUACCUAGACCUGUUUCCCUUGAACAAAUGCCAAAUUCCUUAAAUAACUGUCUUGAAAAAAAAACUCGCAGUUACUAAAUAUAAUUCUUUACUGAUCCUUUAAUGGGGAAGUUAACUACUACGUUCACCAUUCAGGACAUUCCGUUUGUAUUUUUUUUUUUGUUGCACUGUUGGUGGAAUUCUUGAGUGUUAGUAUAUGUACAUUGUGUUGUCCUCCUCAUAAAUGGUCUUAUAAACAUGUUAUAUCUUUGCUGUGCAAAAGGAAAAAUACCCUAAAGUAUUAAGUUGUACAUAGUAAAUUCAUAGUGUAUAAAAUAUUUGUUAUUUUUUAAAGAGGAAAACGUGUUAUGUUUUCUGUUAACCUCACCAAAAUAAAAAUAAAGCUUACAGAUGUGGCACACACCUUGUGAAAAUGCACAAAA
Molecule: messenger RNA, 2038 nt
Organism: Lepisosteus oculatus (spotted gar)
Lineage: Eukaryota; Metazoa; Chordata; Actinopteri; Semionotiformes; Lepisosteidae
Gene: fam43a
Product: family with sequence similarity 43 member A
Source: RefSeq, a predicted model, not a curated record